GCGAGAGUUCUUCACAGGCUCUGAAUGCAAGUCUCUUGUCCGAUGUGUAAUUUGCGAGUCUCUUCUCCCAUGUGAUGCGUUGUCUUUACUCUCGUGAUGGUAGGUGCCCCGGCAGGGGGUGCUCGUGUUGGGCACGGUCAGGGCUCAGGUGCCCGCCCAUCAGCUCCCUGGUGGCGGUGGGCACACUGCUUUUGUCGCGAGCGCAGGACUUCUCUGCCCAAGGAGGUGGGUGUGUUCUGCUGGGUGCGACUCCCCCUCCUGACUUGAUGGUCCCGCUGGUGACCGUCAGCUUCACCCGAAACGAAGGCCCAGCCCGUCGCUUGUGUGAUCUGUUUCCGCCAAAGCCCAUGGGGCCUGCCAGGCCCUGGUCCUUCGUUGCUUCUCUGUCACGUGCCUGGCAAACGCUCCGGCGUCCCCCGCCCCCGCAUUGCUGGGGUGCUGUCCAUAUGGGCCGUGCUCCCGUUAAAUGUGAAUCUCGCCUCCACCGACUUAAUCUGGGACAAGCUUAGCGCACUCGCACUUCUCUGGGACCCACAGUGGCAGCUUCCUCUGGGUCCCUGUCGCCUCCGCAGAGCGAUCGCUGCGGGAUUUAGCGCACUGAGCCGCUCUCAGGUGGAGGGAGCACGCGGUAGGGAAGGAGGGACACACCCCAGGGUGGGGCCGUGCGGUUGGCGGGCGGGCGUGUUCCUGGGAACCCGCUGGGAGCAUGCUUUUUGCACAUUUAAAUAAAGAGACAGAGGCUGUCCGCUCCUCUCCUGUGCCAUUCCGGCUUGUCACCCAUUUCCACGUACCAGGUUCUUCCGACAGCAUGCCAGCGCCUCGGGCAUUGCUGGGAAGGUUCUAGGUAGUGUGGCCAGGCCCUCGUGCCGGGCGCAGGGUCCACCACGCGCCUGGUGUGACUCACUCAAACUCGGCGGGCCUGGCUCGCACCGUGCCCGCUCCGGCAUCCCCUCUGUUUUCCGUGUGUCUCGUCGCCGUUUCUGCGGUUGGUGAGCCUGUUAAUCAUUGGGCGGUGGUAAUGAUUAAUCAGGUUCCGCGAAUUCCUGGUGCCCGGCGAGGGCACAGGGGCCGUUUGGCAUUUUUUUGUGGAUGUUGAAAUGUUACUUUAAACCCUAGGCCAGCACAUUAAGCUACAAGGCUUCUAAGUCUUAAGCCUAACGUCUAAGACGCACCGGAGAAGCGUCAGGACUGGGACAAGGCCGUGGUGAGAGCAGCGGGAAAGGGCUUCGGUGCGAGCCGUCCUGCCUGCCGCGCACACGUUCUCCCGCACAGACGCCCGCCUCGGCCCCCAUCCGCCGGCGAGGUCUCCCGGGCCAGCGUGGCAAAGCAGAGGCCAUCGGUUUCUACGAGACGGCACUGCCGAGCUGCGAGCUCCUCGCAGCGGGUCGGCGCCGCCGGGCAGGAUGGUGGACACCGAGAGCCCGAUCUGCUCCCUCUUCCCCCUCGAGGCCGACGACCUGGAGAACCCGCUCUCGGAAGAGUUCCUGCAGGAAAUGGGCAGCAUCCAGGACAUGUCCCAGUCCCUCGGGGAGGACAGCUCCGGAAGCUUCAGCUUCACCGACUACCAGUACUUAGGCAGCGGCCCCGGGUCCGAGGGCUCCGUCAUCACGGACACGCUUUCCCCGGCUUCGAGCCCCUCGUCGGUGUCUUACCCUGUGGUCCCCGGCAGCGCCGACGAGGCCUCCAGCACAGCACUCAACAUCGAAUGCAGAAUCUGUGGGGACAAAGCCUCAGGCUACCAUUACGGGGUUCACGCGUGUGAAGGCUGCAAGGGGUUCUUCCGGCGAACCAUCCGCCUGAAGCUGGUGUACGACAAGUGUGACCGGAGCUGCAAGAUCCAGAAGAAGAACCGGAACAAGUGCCAGUACUGCCGCUUCCACAAGUGCCUUUCGGUCGGGAUGUCCCAUAACGCAAUCCGUUUUGGACGAAUGCCAAGAUCCGAAAAAGCGAAACUGAAAGCAGAAAUCCUUACGUGUGACCACGACGUGGACGAUUCAGAAACUGCGGACCUCAAGUCCCUGGCCAAGCGCAUCUACGAGGCCUACCUGCGGAACUUCAACAUGAACAAGGCCAAGGCCCGUGGCAUCCUCGCCGGCAAGGCCAGCAACAACCCGCCCUUCGUCAUCCACGACAUGGAGACGCUGUGCAUGGCCGAGAAGACGCUGGUGGCCAAGCUGGUGGCCAACGGCAUCCAGAACAAGGAGGCGGAGGUGCGCAUCUUCCACUGCUGCCAGUGCACGUCCGUGGAGACCGUCACGGAGCUCACGGAGUUCGCCAAGGCCAUCCCCGGCUUCGCGGGCCUGGACCUCAACGACCAGGUCACGCUGCUCAAGUACGGCGUGUACGAGGCCAUCUUCGCCAUGCUGGCGUCCGUCAUGAACAAGGACGGCAUGCUGGUGGCCUGCGGCAGCGGCUUCAUCACCCGCGAGUUCCUCAAGGGCCUGCGCAAGCCCUUCUGCGACAUCAUGGAGCCCAAGUUCGACUUCGCCAUGAAGUUCAACGCCCUGGAGCUGGACGACAGCGACAUCGCCCUGUUCGUGGCGGCCAUCAUUUGCUGCGGAGAUCGCCCGGGCCUCCUGCACGUGGGACAGAUCGAGAAGAUGCAGGAGGGCAUCGUGCACGUGCUCCGGCUGCACCUGCAGGGCAACCACCCCGACGCCGCCUUCCUCUUCCCCAAGCUCCUGCAGAAGAUGGCGGACCUGCGGCAGCUGGUCACGGAGCACGCGCAGCUGGUGCAGGUCAUCAAGAGGACCGAGGCGGACGCCGCGCUGCACCCGCUGCUGCAGGAGAUCUACCGCGACAUGUACUGAGGCCCCGGGCCAGGAGGAGCCGCUCCGCAGCUGCGGAGAGGGGAGCGAGGCCCGCCGCCGCGCCCUGGGCCGGGCCCGUCCCCACCGCCCGCCUCCCCGCCUCGCCCGCCGUAGCUGGGAGUGGGCGGCGGGAGAAGCCUGCCAGCAUCAGUCCAUCAGAUGUCCUGACAGCGCCCUCGCGACGCCCACUGAACACCCCGACCUCACAGCAGCCGGCUGCCUGCCGGUCCCGCGCGGACUGCUGGCUCCUUUGUAACUGGGAAAGCUAAUCGCACUUUUUAACGUUCGUAAUCCUGUGUUUCUAGAGGUAACCAAAGGGUAGGGGCUUUACAAGCAGCAAGUAUUUAUUCGAAGGCUUCGAUUCUGGUUCCUGAAUUCGAAGAGACAUGCUCUUUUUUAACCGUAGGGUUUAGCGUUCCGGAAGUUACUGAUAAGCUAUCGCGGUGCGGGCCCCGUCGUGCUCGGUUCCCUGGGUGACGGGCAGUCGCUGGACCGCGGAGAAGCCCAUGUCCAGGUUUGGGGAGAGGGUCCCGGGAACCGCGUCUGGGCGCCUGGUCUGGACCGCAGGCCUGUGCGAAGCCGGCGUCGUGGGCAGGAUGGUGACGGACUUUAAAGUGCCUCAGGGUCCCAGUCCCCUCGCCUGGGGCCCCUCAAACCGGCACCGCCCCGGCUGCCGGGGCCUGGUCGCGUGUGCGGGGCAGCCUGACAAGCUGCCCGCAGCUGUUCCUCUGGCCCCGCGCCUCCGGCCGCUCCGUGGUCCUCCCUGUGGCUGUUCAAUCUGCAGCUUGUGUGUAACUCUGGGCGGAAGUGCUGCCCCCCGGAGUGGAGAAGACGCGGCACAUGUGACUUGGGGGGGGCGGGUCACAGGAGGACAAAGGGGAGGGGAGGGGCGAGGUCCGUUAAAAGGCUGCACCUAGAACAGGACUCGCCAAGCCUGGCAGCUGUUACGAAGGCUGACAGUAAGCAUCCUCCAAACACCACGUGCCUGUUUCAGUCCUAAAGGUCCACUGCUCGGCCUCGGUCUCCUGAGAGCCACGCUGACCGUGGCCACAGCACUUGGCCUGCAAGCACUCUCCUCCGUCACCUUAGCGGACCCAGUGUCCCCUCAUUCCAGCAGCCUGCUUGCCGUUCGUCACCCUCUGUCCCCAUCCCCACCCCAUCCCUCCAUCCCAACCCCAUCCCAA
Molecule: messenger RNA, 3994 nt
Organism: Myotis myotis
Lineage: Eukaryota; Metazoa; Chordata; Mammalia; Chiroptera; Vespertilionidae
Gene: PPARA
Product: peroxisome proliferator activated receptor alpha
Exons: 7
Coding region: 1404-2810 (468 amino acids)
Biological process (GO): cell differentiation; negative regulation of transcription by RNA polymerase II; regulation of lipid metabolic process
Cellular component (GO): nucleus
Molecular function (GO): zinc ion binding; RNA polymerase II cis-regulatory region sequence-specific DNA binding; nuclear receptor activity
Source: RefSeq, a predicted model, not a curated record